Molecule: messenger RNA, 1724 nt
Organism: Scleropages formosus (Asian bonytongue)
Lineage: Eukaryota; Metazoa; Chordata; Actinopteri; Osteoglossiformes; Osteoglossidae
Gene: mxd4
Product: MAX dimerization protein 4
Exons: 6
Coding region: 177-827 (216 amino acids)
Biological process (GO): regulation of transcription by RNA polymerase II
Molecular function (GO): protein dimerization activity; DNA-binding transcription factor activity, RNA polymerase II-specific; RNA polymerase II cis-regulatory region sequence-specific DNA binding
Source: RefSeq, a predicted model, not a curated record
AUGAAUUUGGCAGGGAGUCUCUGAGGGAAGCAGGACGUAGUGAUCGGGCACAGCUUUAGUUGGCCAUUUUCUCAUUUUCCUCAAAUAAUUGAUAUUUUGUGUAUAUAUAUAUAUAUAUAUAUACAUAUAUAUUUAUAAGAUUUUAUUUUUUUACCUAUUUUUCUAAUCAGACAAACAUGGAACUUAAUUCUCUUUUAAUACUUCUGGAGGCAGCGGAAUACCUGGAAAGGAGAGACAGAGAAGCGGAGCACGGCUACGCGUCCGUUUUACCCUUCAACAGCGACUAUUCCGGGAAGAAAACGAAAGCUUCUGCAAUUUCAAGAAAAGCUCAGAACAAUAGGUCAUCACACAACGAGCUGGAGAAACACAGACGGGCCAAGCUGAGACUCUACCUGGAGCAGCUGAAGCAGCUGGUGCCCCUGGGCCCGGACAGCACUCGGCACACGACGCUCAGCCUCCUCAAGAGAGCCAAGAUGCACAUCAAGAAGCUGGAAGAGCAGGACCGGAAGGCCCUGAACAUGAAGGAGCAGCUCCAGCGUGAGCAUCGCUACCUCAAACGGCGCCUGGAGCAGCUGUCUGUGUCGGGCCUGGAGCGCAUCCGUACCGACAGCAUGGGCUCCACCAUCUCCACCGACUCCGAGCAAGAGGUGGACAUCGAGGGGAUGGAGUUCACCCCGGGCGAGGGGGACAGCAUGGGCAGCGUGAGCGACGGCGAAGAUUACCACUACAGCCUGAGGGGCAGCUCCGCCUCCAGCCCGGGCUCCGCCUCCAGCUCCAGCUCCGGCAGCUACACACAUUCCCACAGACUGAAGUCCCACCUCUUGUAGGCUCCGCCCUCCCUGCCUACCCAGUCCAGCCAUGCAAAGGCACCAGCUUCAUCGUCCUAAGGGGUUCAAGACUGCCUGGCUUCCAGGAAGCGGACCGCAGACAACGCCGCCUAUGACUUCCUCCCCCCCCGUGCCCCUCCCACCCACCCCUGCCCCACUCCUCGUCUCAUGGUAACCGCAGGCUCAGAUAUCAGAGCAAUACGCUGUCUUGUUAGGAACCUCUGUGGUGCGGUGGGCAGCUUUGGCUUGGCAGCGCGAACCGCCAGCGUGUGGCUCUGUGUGUUUUGAAAACACGGACAAGAACUAAAGGAACGUCUGACACAGUUGCACCUUUUGUCCAUUUCUAAAUACACGAGACCAACUAAUGACCAAACACUUUCUGCAGAAUUUUAAAUUGAGAAAUAAUAUAUUUAUUAUGGGAGUUCAUCCCACUAUUUUUUAUCCCACUAAAAAUCCCACACAAAUAUUUUUGCCACAAAAGAAACAGCACUUAGCGCCAUUAGUGCCAUAGACGACUUGUUGAUCUGCUCUCGCCGCGCACACGCUGACCUGAGAACCUGAUGAACCCAUUCACUCGGUUCCGGCUGCACGUCUUUCACCCUAAAGCACCAGCUUAUGACCCUGUCGACUCCACGAAGAGCACGUUCUUUACCGGCUGUACCGCCCCUCGUAUUGUGACACUGACGUUGCGAAAAUUGCGGUCGGCGUUAAAGAGCUUUUGAUGGGAGUCUGCAGACAGCAGCAAAGUGAUGUAGUGAUCCUGGAAUCGUUCUCUUAUUAUUAUUAUUAUUAUUAUUAUUAACAACUGUCUGCCUUCAUCCAGGGUAACCAAGUUUUUACACUAAGCUACUUACAUUUACCUACCCAUUCAUACAGCUGGGUCAUUUUUACUGUAUC